GCAAAGCGCCCCCCAACCUGCCCCAAGGUGUACCACCCUUGUUGCAUAACCAAUAUUUUGUGGGACCUGGAGGACUUCUGCCUGCCUACCCAAUUUAUGGUUAUGAUGAUCUUCAGAUGCUCCAAUCCAGGCUGCCUGUGGAUUACUAUGGAAUCACAUUCCCUGCUCCUGCGAACCUGACCAGCAGAGACGGAGCCCUUGCUAACAACCCUUACUCAGGUGAUAUCACAAAAUUUGGCCGUGGAGAUUCAGCUUCACCCGCGCCCGUAACCACCCUUGCCCAGGCUCAGCAGAACCAGACGCAAGCCCACCACACGGCUCAACAGCCCUUCCUCAACACGUUGCCACCUGGGUACAGCUACACCGGCUUGCCAUAUUACGCCGGGAUGCCAGGAGUUCCCAGUGCUUUCCAGUAUGGCCCCACCAUGUUUGUCCCUCCAGCCUCGGCCAAGCAGCACAGCGUGGCCUUGAACGCCGCCUCCACGCCCUUCCAGCAGGCCGGCAGCUACGGCCAGCAUGGUUAUGGAGCAGGUUACGAUGACCUCAGCCAGGGGACGGCGGCUGGAGACUACAGCAAAGGGCCCUAUGCUGCCGCCUCCCAAGCACAAAACAAGUCAUCUGGCAGUGGAGCAGGGAAAGGUGUUUCUGUGACCUCAAGUAACACAGGUGUGCCUGACAUUAGUGGCUCUGUCUACAACAAAGGUCAGAUUUUUGACAAGCAGGGAUUCCACGCUGGGACCCCGCCCCCGUUCAACCUGCCCUCCGCCCUGGGUUCCACGGGGCCUCUGAACCCGGGGGCCGCUCCUGGCUACGCUCCGGCGCCCUUCCUCCAUAUCUUGCCUGCGCACCAACAACCACAUUCCCAGGUGCUGCACCAUCAUCUUCAACAGGACGGGCAGGGCGGAUCUGUCCAGCGCAACCAGCCAACCGUCCUGCAGCAGAAGUCUCAGGCUACAAAAAACACCUAUGGGACGUCUCCAUACUGGACGAACUAAGCUCUGGCGCAGAGGAAAGGAAGGGAGACAGUCUGGGUUAACUCAGGCUCCCACCCUCCACCGGAGACCGUGGACUGGAGGGAAGAUGCGC
Molecule: messenger RNA, 1086 nt
Organism: Protobothrops mucrosquamatus (brown spotted pit viper)
Lineage: Eukaryota; Metazoa; Chordata; Lepidosauria; Squamata; Viperidae
Gene: UBAP2
Product: ubiquitin associated protein 2
Exons: 9
Cellular component (GO): cytoplasm; nucleus
Source: RefSeq, a predicted model, not a curated record